AUGCCUGCCGCGGUUACUCUUCGGGCGCUUGCCAAGCAGGUGAAAGCUUCCAUCUCUGCCGCAGAUCUGGCUGCUGGCACAUUUGCUAUCGGUGGAGAAAUUCCUAUCGAGCAGCCGAAGGGACAACCUAGCGCUUCAAGCACCAGCAAGAAGGCAAAGAAGAGCGAGGAGAAGAAGGUCUCGUCGGCUCCUGUUAUCCUUCGAUGGGACAACCCAGCGGACCACCCCGGACCACAUCGAGUUUCUUUCCCCCUCACGUCUGACGAGGACACUGCGGCGUUUGAGCAUCUUCUCAAAGCUUCUGAGAAGGCGACAUUCGGAUUGAACGGACGACAUGAGCUUGAUGAGACUUACCGCAAGGCCCAGAAGCUUGGUGCUAAUGAUUUCUGCACCACCUUCUGCCCGUACGAAACAGGUAUUAUUGAUGCUAUUUGCCAGGUCCUCCUCCCAAGCUUCGACACAGCCGAAACCAAGCGGUCACUUCGCGCUGAGCUGUACAACAUGAAUAUCUACUCUGGACCUUCGGGCAAGUUCAAAGCACACGUGGACACCCCCCGAUCCAGCUACCAGAUCGGCUCACUUGUUGUCUGCCUCCCUAUGAAGCACGAGGGUGGCGAGCUUGCUGUGAGACAUAACGAAAUAACCCAUUCAUUUGACUGGGCCGAAAACUCCGAAAAGCCUUCGAUUCAGUGGGCAUCAUUUUACAGCGAUUGUGAACAUGAGGUGUUUGAGGUCAAGUCUGGCCACAGAAUUACCCUCACAUACAACCUGUAUGCUACUGCUGGGAGCGGGGCCCUCGCUAGCCAAGCAUCUGCUUUCACCCCUACCAUGCUGCCGCUCUACCAUGAAAUGAAAGCAAUGGUGACUUCAACGAAGUUCCAGGCUAAAAGCAGACUUCUGGGAAUCUAUAGCACAUACGCUUAUCCCCAUACUGACAAGGAGCAUGGGCUUCCAUUCUGCCUCAAGGGUAUCGACAUGGUGCUCUACGAAAUUUUCAAGAACUUGGGACUGAAGGUCCACUUGUGUGCUGUUCUAGAAAACCCCAUGAGCAGCCGAUGGAGUCGCCGGCAACUGGACGAUGGGAAUUUUUCCGACGGUGCUGCCGAUGCUGACCCCACCAAGAAAACGAAUAAGUCAAAGAAGAGGUCGAAGAAGAGCGGUGAUUGGACAGAGACCGAUUCCGACGACGAAAAGGACGAAGAGUAUGACCCACAAAGAGUUGUCGGAGUCCUCAGUAAGCAGUACUGCGGACAGAUGAUAGAAUACGACAACGAAGCCAAGGAAAUGUUCGAGACAGCCCUUGAUACCAAGAAAAUCAGAUUCAACACGAACAACAUUAUCUGGUUGAACAAGAACAACGGCGACUCGAAGCUUCAGGUUUCCUACAUAGCCUACGGAAAUGAACCUUCCAAAGCGGAGAUAUACUCCUACUUUGCGAUGAUCGUCCAGGCCCCUAAGAAGGCAAAUGCUGGCGACAGCGAAGCAGCCCAGAAGCGGGCACGGGAGGAAUAA
Colletotrichum siamense is the source of this 1512-nucleotide messenger RNA. RefSeq lists its product as uncharacterized. The record is from RefSeq and is a predicted model, not a curated record. Bases 1 to 1512 code for a protein of 503 amino acids. The transcript has 3 exons. NCBI's taxonomy places the organism in Eukaryota, Fungi, Ascomycota, Sordariomycetes, Glomerellales, Glomerellaceae.